Molecule: messenger RNA, 3427 nt
Organism: Drosophila guanche
Lineage: Eukaryota; Metazoa; Arthropoda; Insecta; Diptera; Drosophilidae
Product: DExH-box ATP-dependent RNA helicase DExH1
Exons: 3
Coding region: 59-2932 (957 amino acids)
Cellular component (GO): intracellular anatomical structure
Molecular function (GO): RNA binding; ATP binding
Source: RefSeq, a predicted model, not a curated record
ACAAACACCCAGAGAAAUAGUUGUGCUGUGGAACAAAUAAUAUAUAAGUUACUACGCCAUGGCAGACAACCAUGCUGAGAAGACCAAAAAGCGCAAGAAGAAUAAGAAGGGAAAGAAGGGGCCUGCAUUUGGUGAAGUGGGAAAGGGCAAUGGUGGUGGCCAGCAGCAACCGUCACCCCAAAGCAGUGUGAAUAUUAUUGCACUUACACUUAGUGUGAUGGAGAAGAAUCUGGUGAUGCAACUGCUGGCUGAAUUUCUGGCCAGCAAUAAGCUAGAGCUGAAGCUGGAGGGCAUGAACAAUGAGCAGCGCAGCCUAAUUCAUAGCUAUGCCCAGUCGAUGGGCUUGAAGUCCGUCAGCCGUGGGCCCACACACAAUCGGGUGCUGAGCGUCACUCGGUCGCCGGGCUCCAGUCUGCACCACUGCCUCGAUGCCCCCGUGCUGCUGGUAAACUCGAAAGUGACCCGAACCCUGGCCUCGUCGGUCGCCAAAAUUGAACGCGUGCUGGCCGCGGCGGCACACAAAGGCAACGGCUCUCGGGCAGACCUGAACAGGCAGCGGAACGGCUUCGGCUUGGUGGGUGUGCGACAAGUACCCCCACAUCCGGAUAACCAAAACAAUCCGCUGUAUUGGGAGCGCACCGGUCUACCCAUUUUUCGCUAUCGCACAAUGAUUCAGAGCAUACUGCAACAGCACCAGGUUCUCGUUGUCAAGGGUAGCACUGGCUCUGGCAAGUCAACGCAGGUGCCGCAGUAUGUGCUGGAGUGGGCGGCAGACACAAUGAACGAGGUGCGGAUUGUGGUGAGCCAGCCGCGACGCAUAGCGGCCAUCAGCGUCUCGGAGCGAAUCUCCAAGGAGCGUGGCGAGCUGCCAGGCGGCACUGUGGGAUAUCAGAUUCGCAUGAACAGCAAUUGCACCAGCCACACUGUGCUCACGCUGACCACCAGCGGCUGCCUGCUGCGGGCUUUGACCAUGGAUACGGAGGCGUUCUUUGAGACCGUCACCCACUUGAUUAUCGAUGAGGUGCACGAGCGUGACUUGGACACGGACUUUCUGCUGCUGGUCAUCAAGCUGGAACUGCAGAAGAAUCCCUAUCUUCGGGUGAUUCUGAUGUCCGCGACGAUGGAUCUGGAUGCGUUGUCCGCAUACUUUGGCAAUGUGCCCGUCCUGGAUGUGGAGGGGCGCAGCUUCGGGGUGCGCAUCUUCCAGAUGGAGCAGAUUCUCAGCGAGACUGGCUACAUGACCGCGGCCAUGAAGCACAUUUUGGGCGAGAAGAUUGACACCGCCACAGCGGAUGAGCUGCUGCAUGCGUACAUCCUCACGCGCUACAUGGAGUCGGACAUUGACAACAAUCUGAUUGUCUCCCUGCUGGAGCUGCUCACGAAGAGUGGCGAGAAGGGUGCGGUAAUUGUGUACCUGCCGGGCUACAAUGACAUGACCUCGCUGAUGGAGUGUCUGUACAACUCCCUGCCGGCGGACAAAAUACAAAUACUUCUGCUGCACAGCCAGGUGGAGAAUCAUGAGCAGAAGAAGAUAUUCCGCAAUUACCCGAAUGUCCAGCUGACGAUCAUUUUGAGCACCAACAUUGGACAGACGUCCAUCACCAUACCGGAGCUGGUCUACGUCAUUGACGUGGGCAAGUCCAAGAUGAAGAUCUAUGACGCCAAGACGAACGCCGCGCAGCUGGCCACAACGCCCAUUUCGCAGGCGGAUGCCCAGCAGAGGGCCGGUCGGGCUGGUCGCAUCCGUGAUGGCAUCUGCUAUCGCCUGUACUCCAGCGAGCAGUUCGCCAAGAUGAACAUCUACACCAUACCGGAGAUCCAGCGACGCACGCUGGACGAGAUCUGUCUGCUGACGAAGGUUGCAGCUCCCGAGCAGUCCAUACCGACGUUUCUGUCGCAGGCACUGGAUGCGCCGCAGCCGGAGGCCGUCAAUCAGGCCUGCUCGCGGCUCAAGCUCUUGGGCGUGCUCCAGGAUACCAAUGAGUCGAUCACCAUGCUGGGCCGUAUCAUUGCGGAGCUGCCGCUGAGCGUGCAGAUGGGUAAGUGCGUGGUGUACUCGAUAUACUAUCGAUGUCUGGGCAGCAUGUCCAUCAUUGCCGCCUUCCAUUCUGUCCGCGAUCCCUUCGUGCUGCCCGUCGAUCGACGCCGGAGCUUCUUUCCGCAAGAGGCGCGCCUCAAACUGACGGAGAACUGCCACAGCGACUUGAUUGGAAUGAUAAGUCUCUACAAACAAUACACGGACAUCUCCCGGCGCGGCCACAAGGAGCUGGCCCAGUUCUGCGAGCUCAACUAUCUGUGCUCCAACUCCAUGGCCAUGUUUGUCUCGGCCGUGUCCACGCUGCGGGAAUCUGUUUGCCGCAUCUUCAAGCUGGAUCAGACAGCCAAGCGCCACGCCAGCGCCAAUGACAGGGACAACAACAUGCUGCGGCUGGCCCUCACCGCUGGCCUCUACCCCAACCUGGCCUACUACGACUACACCAAGCACGAGCUGGUGGCCGAGUGCGAUCCGAACGUACUUGUCUCGCGCAACUCCUGCCUGUUGGGCAAGAAGAAGAUGCGCACCCUGCCCAGCGAGUGGGUGCUGUAUGUGGAGAAGACACGCGUCUCGGAGUACAAGUCGUCGCUGGAGCAAACCAGUCUGGUCAGCACCCUGCACGUGGCCAUUGCCGGUGGAAAGGAGCUCAAGAUAACCAAGCGACCGAGCAGCAGCCCUGGCCUGCUGGACACUGCACCCAAGGGGCAGCUGUGCAUCGAUCACUGGGUACGCAUUGGCCUGCAUCCGAUGUUCGGGGAGCAAUUGAUCACUCUGCGAGCGCUCAUCAAGCGUGAGGUGGACAGAAUGGUGAUGCUGCGUCGCAUGGACUCGUGCAUUGGCCCCGAAAUAGUUCGUUCCAUGUUGAGUGCUGAUGAGGGCACCAUUGCCCUCAACUAAGUCCUGCCCAGGUCAUGUUUAUUGUUUUUCUGUGAUAAUUGUUUCUCGAUUAAGACUGACUCGUUUCAUAAUUUGUUUGCCAAAUUGUAACCCAAACUAUUCAUCGACUUUCGGCCACAAUUUCAUGUCUCGACUGGUUUGAUUGACAACCACAUACCCACCCACGUACUUAUUAAUUUUCAAUUAGCGACUAAAUUUGUUCUCAAAGCCAACAAGAUGACUGACUGCGCCCACACACACUCAAAGAACGUCUGGUUGAAAUGAAUUACCGACAUGAAUCAAAUAUAGAAACGCAAACAAAAUAAUCGUACACUAGUAGAGCUGAAGCCACGCGACAGUAUUUUAAAAUCUAAAUGUAUUUCAAGCAGACAAAAACAUGAGAAAACAUUCCACACAUUUCUUGCAAACUUGCACUUCUGCGAGUAUUUUACUUAUGAAUGAAAACGAAACCAAAGUCAACUGGAUAAACAGGGAUCUAAUCUAUCUUGUGCAUUU